UGCUCUGCUCCACGAUAUAACCGGCGGUUGCCAACUCCCUUCUCUUGCCGUGCACCCACCCAAACCUUUUGGUACGUGGGCGGCGGCGGGGAGGAUCUCGGAGUCCGAGGAGGAGAUGGCGGCGGCGGGGAACGAGUGGAUCAACGGGUACCUGGAGGCGAUCCUGGAUGCGGGCGCGAGGCGGCGCGGGGAGCGGGGCGCGCCGGCGCCGGCUCUGGCGGAGGCGUCGGCGGCGGCCUACAGCCCCACGCGCUACUUCGUGGAGGAGGUCGUCAGCCACUUCGACGACCGGGACCUCCACAGGACUUGGACCAAGGUGGUAGCGAUGCGCAGCAGCCAGGAGCGGAACAACCGGCUGGAGAACCUCUGCUGGAGGAUCUGGCACGUCGCCAGGAAGAAGAAGCAGGUGGAAUGGGAGUACUCGCGGCAGUUGGCGCGGCGGCGGCAGGAGCAGGAGCUGGGCAGUCGAGAGGCCGCCGAGGAGCUCUCCGAGGGCGAGAAGGACUGCCCCGACGGCGCCUCGGCCCUCCAGCCCCCUAGCGCGGCUGACGGCGACCAACAACAGCAGAGCCGGCUCACCAGGAUCAGCUCUGAGACCCGGAUCGUUUCCGACGACGAGGACGAGGCGGCCAAGGAUGACCGGAACCUCUACAUCGUCCUCAUCAGGUGGCACCAAGCCGAAGUGAUGAUCGGUGUUGCUAUCCAACGGAUCGCUGACCGGCACGUCACCCGAAUGGUUUUUUUUAUAACGAUUCCUAUGAAUAAUUGGGUUGAGUCCUGUUGCAGCUUACACGGGCUCGUCCGUGGGGAGAACAUGGAGCUCGGCCGUGACUCUGACACCGGGGGACAGGUGAAGUACGUGGUGGAGCUGGCCCGGGCGCUGGCGGCCACCGCCGGCGUGCACCGCGUCGACCUCCUCACGCGGCAGAUCUCCUGCCCGGACGUCGACUGGACCUACGGCGAGCCCGUCGAGAUGAUAACGCGCCCGUCCGAUGCCGACGCUGACGCCGGCGGCGGCGGAGCCUACAUCGUGCGGCUGCCGUGCGGGCCCCGUGACCAGUACCUCCCCAAGGAGUCCCUGUGGCCGCACAUCCCCGAGUUCGUGGACCGCGCGCUGGCGCACGUCACCGACGUCGCGCGCGCGCUGGGGGACCAGCUCUCCGGCGGCGGCGCCGCCCCGGUGUGGCCGUACGUGAUCCACGGGCACUACGCGGACGCGGCGGAGGUGGCGGCGCACCUGGCGAGUGCGCUCAACGUGCCGAUGGUGAUGACGGGGCACUCGCUGGGGCGGAACAAGCUGGAGCAGCUGCUCCAGCUCGGUCGCAUGCCGCGCGCCGAGAUCCAGGCCGCGUACCGCAUCGCGCGUCGGGUCGAGGCCGAGGAGACGGGACUCGACGCCGCUGAGGUGGUGAUCACCAGCACCAAGCAGGAGGUCGAGGAGCAGUGGGGCCUCUACGACGGCUUCGACGCCAUGGUGGAGCGCAAGCUCCGGGUGCGCCGCAGCCGCGGGGUCAGCUGCCUCGGCCGCUACAUGCCGCGGAUGGCCGUCAUCCCCCCCGGGAUGGACUUCAGCUACGUCGACGCGCAGGAUCUCGCCGACGGCGACGGCGACCUGCAGGCGCUCAUGAGCCCCGGCACGGCCAAGAAGCCAAUGCCGCCCAUCUGGUCGGAGGUGCUGCGGUUCUUCACCAACCCUCACAAGCCGAUGAUCCUGGCGCUGUCGCGGCCGGACCCGAAGAAGAACGUGACCACGCUGCUCAAGGCCUACGGCGAGAGCCGGCACCUGCGGGAGCUCGCGAACCUGACGCUGAUUCUGGGGAACAGGGAUGACAUCGAAGAGAUGUCCGGCGGCGCCGCCACCGUGCUCACGGCCGUGCUCAAGCUCGUCGACCGCUACGACCUCUACGGCCAGGUCGCCUACCCCAAGCACCACAAGCAGACUGACGUGCCGCACAUUUACCGACUGGCCGCCAAGACCAAGGGAGUGUUCAUAAAUCCUGCUCUUGUCGAGCCGUUCGGCCUCACCCUGAUAGAGGCUGCUGCGUAUGGUCUGCCCGUGGUGGCCACCCAGAACGGCGGGCCGGUGGACAUCAUCAAGGCGUUGCACAACGGGCUGCUGGUGGACCCGCACGACGCGGCGGCGAUCACCGGCGCUCUGCUGAGCCUGCUGGCCGACAAGGCGCGGUGGCUCGAGUGCCGACGCGCCGGCCUCCGCAACAUCCAUCGCUUCUCCUGGCCGCACCACUGCCGCCUCUACCUCGCCCACAUCGCCGCCAACUGCGACCACCCGGCGCCGCACCAGCUACUCCGCGUCCCCGCCAGCCCGCGCGCCGCGUCCGCCGACGGCGACUCGUCGCUCUCGGACUCGCUCCGCGGCCUGUCCAUCUCCAUCGACACCUCGAACGACCUCAAGCCCGGGGCCGGGGCGGACUACUCCGCCGCGGCCAUCAUGGACGCGCUCCAACGGCGCCGCGCGGCGGACCGCCCCGCGGCCAGCGUCGCCAGGGCGGCCGUCGGCUUCGCGCCGGGCCGGCGGCAGGGCCUCCUCGUCCUCGCCGCCGACUGCUACGGCGCCGACGGCGAGCCGGACGCCGAGCGCCUGAGGAGAGCCGUCGGCAUGGCGCUGGCCGCGGGCGCCGCCGCCGGCGGGCGGCUCGGGUGCGUGCUGUCGACAGGCAUGACCGUCGCCGAGGCCACGGCCGCGCUCGGGGCCUGCGGCGCCGACCCGGCCGCCUUCGACGCGCUCGUCUGCAGCAGCGGCGCCGAGCUCUGCUACCCGUGGAAGGAAAAGGAGCUCGCCGCCGACGAGGAGUACGCCGGCCACGUGUCCUUCCGGUGGCCCGGCGCGCACGUGCGCUCCGCCGUGCCCAGGCUCGGGAAGGCCGACGGCGCGCAGGAGGCCGACCUCGCCGCCGACGACGCCGCGUGCUCCGCGCUCUGCCACGCCUACGCCGUCGCGGGAGCGUCCAAGGUGAGGAAGGUCGAUUCGAUUCGGCGGUCUCUGCGGAUGCGCGGGUUCCACUGCAACCUCGUGUACACGCGCGCGUGCACGCGCCUCAACGUCGUCCCGCUCUCGGCGUCGCGGCCGGGCGCGCUCCGGUACCUGUCGAUACUGUGGGGCAUCGACCUGUCCAAGGUGGCCGUGCUCGUCGGCGACAAGGGUGACACGGACCGCGAGCGGCUGCUCCCGGGGCUGCACAAGACGCUGGUCCUGACGGGGCUGGUCAGCCACGGCAGCGAGGAGCUGCUCCGCGACGAGGACGGGUUCUUGACGGAGGACGUCGUCGCCAUGGACUCCCCCAACAUCGUCACCCUCGCCGAGGACCAGGCGGCCGCCGACAUCCUCAAGGCCAUCUGAGGCCUGCACUGCUCCGCUCUGCCGGGGGCAGCCGGGGUUAUUUUGGUCAGUUGAAAUCUGGCAGAGUGGCUGCAAAUUUGCGUAACUGUUUUUUAUUUAGUUUUGGUCAUCUUUCAUCUGGGAUAAGCAUAAGGUUUGGUGCUGAUGUGUGCACCAGCAAACAUUUCAUUAAUACUUUGAUUGAAUGCCUUGUUCCGGCAAUAAGGCAUUUGUGUAAAUAUUCCAAAGAAAUACAUACAAGGAAAAAAAAAGAUUGCCGAAUGAGAAUUUCGUUGGGAACAAUAACACA
This is a messenger RNA of Panicum virgatum (switchgrass), 3647 nucleotides long. RefSeq names its product probable sucrose-phosphate synthase 5. NCBI's taxonomy places the organism in Eukaryota, Viridiplantae, Streptophyta, Magnoliopsida, Poales, Poaceae. The record is from RefSeq and is a predicted model, not a curated record. Gene Ontology annotation, biological process: sucrose metabolic process. Bases 116 to 3358 code for a protein of 1080 amino acids. Gene Ontology annotation, molecular function: sucrose-phosphate synthase activity. The transcript has 9 exons.